Messenger RNA from Prunus armeniaca (apricot), 2007 nucleotides. The record is from the annotation of a GenBank genome assembly. Lineage: Eukaryota; Viridiplantae; Streptophyta; Magnoliopsida; Rosales; Rosaceae.
AUGAGGAAGCAGAUCCCGUUUCUGACGGCCGAGCAGGCCAAAAGGAAAGGGAAUAACUACUCCCCAAUAGCAAUCAAAGAAUCAGGACCAAGAUGGAAGCCCGAGGAGGACGUUGAGCUAGUACCCCUUGAUCCUGACAAGCCAGAGAGAACAGCGCGGAUCGGCUCGCGCCUAAGCCAGGAGGAAAAGGCAGAGCUUGUAGCCUUCCUCCAGAACAACAAAGACGUAUUUGCAUGGUCACCAUCUGACAUGCCUGGCAUCGAUCCCCAGAUCAUCUGCCAUCGCCUACACGUCAACCCAGCCAUCAAGCCUGUAGCGCAGAAGAGACGCAACUUCGCCCCCGAGCGAGUCGCCAUCAUUGAAGCCGAGAUCGACAAGCUUCUAGUUGCCGGUUUCAUUGAAGAAGUCUCAUACGCAGAAUGGCUGGCGAACGUUGUUCUAGUAGCAAAGAAAGAUAAAGGCCUGUGGAGAGUGUGCGUCGACUAUACUGACCUCAACAAGGCAUGUCCUAAAGAUAACUUUCCACUGCCGAGAAUUGACCAGCUCGUCGAUUCAACUUCCGGCAAUCAACUGCUAAGCUUCAUGGACGCCUACUCCGGUUACAACCAGAUCAUGAUGCAUGAAGACGACAAGGCAAAGACCUCUUUCAUCAUCGAAAGAGGUACCUACUGCUACAAGGUCAUGCCCUUUGGGCUGAAGAACGCCGGGGCAACCUACCAAAGGCUGGUGAAUAAAAUUUUCAAGGAGCAAAUCGGCAAGACUAUGGAGGUCUACGUAGACGACAUGCUAGUCAAAGCUCCCGAGCGAGCAGACCACAUCGAGAAUCUUGCCGAGGCAUUCAGCAUACUCCGAAAAUACAACAUGAAGUUGAACCCGAGCAAAUGCACAUUUGGAGUCUCGUCCGGCCGAUUCCUUGGAUACUUAGUCACCCAAAGAGGAAUUGAGGCACAUCCAAAUCAAAUCAAGGCUAUACUCAACAUGAAGUCACCUGCCACAACAAAGGAGAUACAAAGUCUAACGGGUAGGGCGGCAGCUCUCAACCGAUUCCUCUCUAGAUCUACCGACAAAUGCAGGCCAUUUUUCAAAGCCUUGAAGAAGGGACACAAGGAAAGUGGGAUGACGAGUGUGAAGCGAGACUUGUACAUCUACCUAGCGGUGUCCCACUCAGCUGUCAGCUCAGCUCUCAUCCGAGAAGAGCUGGGGGCACAACAUCCGGUAUUCUACACUUCAAAAGCUCUCCUCGAUGCAGAGACUCGCUAUCCGAAAAUGGAGAAGCUCAUUUUUUCGCUUGUGGUUUCUGCGAGAAAGUUAAGGCCCUACUAUCAAGCACACCGGAUAAUUGUCAUAACAGAAUUUCCUUUGAGAUCGAUCCUUCACAGCCCCGACGCUUCUCAGCGACUCAUGAAAUGGGCUAUCGAACUCAGUCAAUACGACCUCCUCUACCGGCCGAAGACUGCUAUAAAAGCCCAAGCUUUAGCAGAUUUUGUUGUAGAGUUUACUCCGACAGCCGAAGAAGAGAAGAUGGUGUCACGAAAAGCAAGGAAAAAAGCGGACGACACCUCCCCCACCGAUUCGAACCUACCUAACGACAUGUGGCAGUUGCAUGUAGACGGAGCAUCAAAUCACAAAGGAGCGGGAGCAGGAGUCGUCAUAAUCACCCCAGACGGAACCUUGUUGGAACAAGCUAUCACACUAGGCUUUUCUGCUUCAAACAACGAGGCAGAAUAUGAGGCACUGCUUGCAGGACUACGCCUAGCGAAAGAACUGUCGAUCAAGAGACUGGCCAUCUACUCAGACUCCCAACUGAUCACGAAUCAAGCCUCAGGCGAGUACAUGGCAAAGCAUCCAAGAAUGGUCCAGUACCUCGACAAAGUCCCAAGGACUUUUGAAAGAAUUCCCUACUUUCACCAUCCAACAAAUUCCACGGGCAGAGAACACUCAUGCAGAUGCGUUGGCGAGCCUAGGAUCAGCACUGGACACCCAAUUCAGACGCUCCAUCCCAGUUGA